Molecule: messenger RNA, 2881 nt
Organism: Dendronephthya gigantea
Lineage: Eukaryota; Metazoa; Cnidaria; Anthozoa; Malacalcyonacea; Nephtheidae
Exons: 9
Coding region: 331-1848 (505 amino acids)
Source: RefSeq, a predicted model, not a curated record
UAUUAGAUGGACGUUGGUAUAAUAGUUCAGUAUACUCCGCAACUGAGCGUAUCGAAACAAGCUACCCCGACCAAGUUCAACUCUACGAGGAAUCCACACUACACAAAGUGUGAAUAUUGUAGACAGAUUACUCAAGCAUUAUAUAAAGCGCAUCAGGAAAAUAAUCGUCCAAUCUGACAGUUCUGACUGAAACUGUUGUCUGGAUUCAUCAAUUACUCGAUACAACCGACAUCAAAGAAAAACAUCAACCUCAUUCAGCCAGGUACAAAUUUCUGAUACACAGGAGAAUCAGUACACUCUAGGUUACUUGAGUAUAUAAAGACAUAUUAUAUGAUAUAUUUACCCAAACAUUCGAUUGCGUCAACGAUGAACUGCAUGUAUUCAUCAAGAUAUUUACGUCGUAUGGUUGAAUGUUUAUUUGUCUUGGCGACUCUCCUUUGUUUGUUCGAGUACGCUCAUUGCGCUAAUGUCGAAUAUGUAUGUCGAAUGCAAGACGGAGAUCAAUUCGCGAACCCUUUUCACGCGAACGGAGGCAAGGAUUGCGCAAACACGAAUGCUACUUGCGUCAAAUCGUGGACGCACGACUGCAGUGGAUGUAAAUGUAAUUCAGGCACAGAAACAUAUCGUGCUGAUAUUAUGAACUGCGUCUCGACGAAAGUGCUGGCUGAUUUCACAGGCUGUGGUGGCAAGGGCAUAAGGGACGAUGAUCCACAGCUCACAGAUAAAACACUUCCGACGUUAGAUUUCACGAAAAGUGGAACUAAAAAUAUUCGUGGCCUUUUACGCAUCCAUCAUGGUAUACCGGUUAAUGAUAUAACGUGUAAAAUCAAGAACAAUACAAGUUUCCUUAGCGAUGAUGGCAACUGGAUAGCACUACCUAACAUGAGUAAUAUACUGACUAUUACGCCAAACGAGGGACGUGACACCGAUCCAGCUCACCUCACAAUGGAAUGGGAAGAAGUCAACGGUUUCCUGUCUGGACUUUUAUUGAAGCUACAAAUUUCUUGCCACACGAAAACAGACCCCCCUGAAAAUGGCUGCUUUGUAUUUAAAAUUAAAGAUUGUAAAAAUUAUGAUCCAUCUUCAAAGAUUAUUUCAAGCACAAAAGCACCCACAAUUCAUACAGCAAAAGAAGUUAAUAGGGAAACUACUAAAUCAGAGAAACCCCCCACAAUGGUCUCAACGACAGUCGUCAAUAGCACGAAGGAGAGCGUAGUUAAUAAGAACUACACGUACAGUGUUUCAAUGCCUGUGAUCAUCGGUAUUUCUGCUGGUGUUGGCCUGGUCAUCUUGCUCAUCAUUAUCUUGGCUGUAUGCUUUGUUCGUCACAGAAUCAGGAAGCACGAGAAAGAAAAACCAUCCAUUGCUAACCCUGAUGCUCCAAUAAAAGUUCAUUUCACGGCAGAGACAAGAUUCAGUCUAAUUCAAGAAGCUGCGCCAGUGAAUACUGAUGAUGAAGAUUAUACUAGUUUAAAAGAAGACAGAGAAAGUUACGAGCCUUAUUAUUCACUGAAAAAAGAUGAUGUUGAUUUGAAUGUUAUUGACACAAUUCUGAGGGAUGCAGUCUCGAUGGAAUGCAUGAGUCCUUCUGCGGAGCCAAGAUACAAUUGCCAUUUAACAAAGGAUGAUGCAAUCGUGAUAGAAAGCUCAAGACCUCGUUCACCUAAGCAACCGAAUUACCACGUGCUUGAGGAACCUGGCGAUGACAUCGAUCCUGAUUACGAAGAAGUGGAUGAUGACGAUGACAUUAUGACGUCACAGCGAUUGCUCCCUACCAAGCCACCCCUCCCUGACCACGAAUAUCAUCAGUUAGAGCCACCUCUGUCGAGAUUACACUCUGAUUGUUAACGUAGUAAAUGUGUAUUCACGCCCGUUGCCUCAAAAAGUCUCGAUCACGAAGUCGCGACGACCCUAUAUCCUAGUGUAGUAUAGUAUGGUAUAGUAUCUCCCAUCCCUGGGCCGGUUGUUUGAAAGGCCAUUAGUCUAACCGCGCUUUCCUUUAUACGGUAAAAACGGCCAGACCGCGGUCCUGCUGUGUUUCAGUAUAGACGGACUACUGGUAUUACAGUGUUUUGAGAAAUCUGCACUCAUUUAUAUCAAUAUUUACAUCCGCCUACCACGAGAAAAUAGUAGGAAUUGAACUGUAUAAGAAACUACAAAGGGUACAUUGUUUCCACGUUAAUUUCAUAAUUUCUCGUAAAAAAAAAUUCCGAUGAAUUCCAAGGAAUUAAAUUUCGAUUUUCAUAUUACAUUUUGCUUACAAGUCCCAUUAUGGCCUUUACCUUGAAAUAUCUCUUUGUUCGAGUCACGGUGGCCAGGAAACAAAUAAAAUAAGAAAUUCAGCAUUUUUAGUGGUUUUGAGGGUGACAGUAUUGAUAAGAAUUUUCUACCUGGUAUGUAUAUACAUCAUAUGGUGUAUAUAUGCAGCAUAUAGCCACGGAUUUUAUCAAUACUUGGCACUUUCGGAAUUAUUUUGACUUAUAACAUACGAAUCUAUCCAAUUUUAAUCAAUUUUAUAUCAAUUAAUUUUUAUAUCAAUUUCAGUACUCAAAUGUGCAUGCGCAUGCGCAAGGACCAGCGUGCUGAGCAAGUGCUCAACAUUAUAAUAUUAGAAACCUUUAAAAUAAUCUGUCAAAUUUCGAUUUAUAAUAUGAAAUUUUGGGUUAUCCACCGUUUCGAACAACCGGUCCCUAAUCGCUAAUAAAGGUUAGCAAGAGAAUCAUAGGACCCGUCCUUUAUGGCUUUAUUACAUUCUUACCGAAAAAAAAAUCUUUGCAAAAGAAUUAAUUAACAAAUUUUAAAAAUGAGUAUAUAAAGCAUACAUAUCAUGUAAUCAUGCGAAAAUAUAUCAUUCAACUAUAUUAUAAAGUAUAUAUAUAUA